UGCUCCUCUACCUCCAUCAAAGUGGAAGGGGGUGGAGGGUGCGACCAGAUCACCCCAGAUGAGGAGCAGAGGCUGGGCCAAGCCGGUUUCAUGCAGAGGCAGUUCGGAGCCAUGCUCCAGCCGGGUGUCAACAAAUUCUCCUUGAGGAUGUUUGGCAGCCAGAAGGCCGUGGAGAGGGAGCAGGAAAGGGUUAAGUCUGCCGGGUUCUGGAUCAUCCAUCCCUACAGCGAUUUCAGGUUUUACUGGGAUUUGACCAUGCUGCUUCUGAUGGUAGGGAACCUGAUCAUCAUCCCUGUGGGCAUCACAUUCUUCAAGGAUGAAAACACUACCCCGUGGAUUGUCUUCAAUGUGGUUUCAGACACAUUCUUCCUCAUCGACCUUGUCCUCAACUUCCGAACAGGCAUUGUGGUGGAGGACAACACAGAGAUCAUCCUGGACCCGCAGAGGAUCAAGAUGAAGUACCUGAAGAGCUGGUUUGUGGUGGAUUUUAUCUCCUCCAUCCCUGUGGACUACAUCUUCCUGAUUGUUGAAACCCGCAUUGAUUCUGAGGUGUACAAGACGGCCCGGGCAUUGCGCAUUGUGCGCUUCACUAAGAUCCUCAGCCUCCUGCGGCUGCUGCGGCUCUCCCGGCUCAUCCGUUAUAUUCAUCAGUGGGAGGAGAUCUUCCACAUGACCUACGAUCUGGCCAGCGCGGUGGUGCGGAUUGUGAACCUGAUUGGGAUGAUGCUGCUGCUGUGUCACUGGGAUGGCUGCCUCCAGUUCCUGGUGCCUAUGCUGCAGGACUUCCCUGACGAUUGUUGGGUGUCCCUCAACCGCAUGGUGAAUGACUCCUGGGGGAAGCAGUAUUCCUAUGCGCUCUUCAAGGCAAUGAGCCACAUGCUCUGCAUUGGGUAUGGGCAGCAGGCGCCUGUGGGCAUGUCAGAUGUGUGGCUCACUAUGCUGAGCAUGAUUGUCGGUGCCACCUGCUAUGCCAUGUUCAUCGGCCAUGCCACAGCCCUAAUCCAGUCUCUGGACUCCUCACGGCGUCAGUACCAGGAGAAGUACAAACAAGUGGAACAGUAUAUGUCCUUCCAUAAGCUCCCCGCAGACAUGCGGCAGCGCAUCCAUGAUUACUAUGAGCACCGCUACCAGGGGAAGAUGUUUGAUGAGGAGAGCAUCCUGGGGGAGCUGAGUGAGCCCCUUCGAGAGGAAAUCAUAAACUUCAACUGCCGGAAGCUGGUUGCCUCCAUGCCCCUCUUUGCCAACGCAGAUCCCAACUUUGUGACAUCCAUGUUGACCAAGUUGCGGUUCGAGGUGUUUCAGCCAGGGGAUUACAUCAUCCGGGAAGGCACCAUUGGCAAGAAGAUGUACUUCAUCCAGCAUGGGGUGGUGAGCGUCCUCACCAAAGGCAACAAGGAGACCAAGCUGGCAGAUGGCUCCUACUUUGGAGAAAUUUGUCUGCUGACCCGUGGCCGACGCACAGCCAGCGUGCGAGCUGAUACCUACUGCCGGCUCUACUCCCUCUCAGUGGACAACUUCAACGAGGUGCUGGAAGAGUAUCCCAUGAUGCGGCGAGCUUUUGAAACCGUGGCUCUUGACAGGCUGGACAGAAUUGGCAAGAAAAAUUCCAUUCUGCUGCAUAAAGUCCAGCAUGACCUCAAUUCAGGUGUUUUCAACUACCAGGAGAAUGAGAUCAUCCAGCAGAUUGUGCAGCACGACAGAGAGAUGGCACACUGCGCUCACAAUGUCCAGGCUGCCGCCGCCGCUGCCGCCGCAUCCACGCCCACCCCUGUCAUUUGGACUCCUCUGAUUCAGGCACCCCUGCAAGCUGCAGCAGCCACCACUUCUGUCGCUAUAGCUCUGACCCACCACCCACGCCUUCCCACAGCCAUCUUCCGUCCUCCAGUGUCUGUCUUGGGUUCCUUGGGGCAGCAAGCCAACCAGACUCCAAGACAGCUGAAAAGGCUUCAGUCUCUGAUCCCGUCAACUGGCCCUUCGGCCGUUGGCUCUCCCUCCAGUACUCCGUCCCAGCUGCACACCCCGGGAGCAGAAACCCCUUCGUCCUCUUCCUUCCACAUCCAGCAGCUCGCAGGAUUCUCAGCUGCCGCUGGCUUAGGCCAGUUCCAGGUGGGAUCCCCUCCAGGUGGCUCAAGCCAGCCGGGUUUGAGCGGUCCUGUGCAGCCGCAGCAGCCGCAGCAGCAGCAGCAGCCAGCCCUUUCAAGCAGUGGAUUUGGGCACUUCCAGCAAGCCACCACUAGCUCCCCAUCAACAUCACUCACCCAGCUCUCAUCAAACUCACCCCCGAGUCUCCUGAAUCAGUUCCAGCCUGCCACAAGACCGCUGCAGGGGGGACAGUUACAGCAGCUCUCGGGCAGUGGGACUUUGGUAGGAGUGAAUCACUUCCAACCCCCUCCUUCUUCCAAUUCUCCAUCCUCCAGCCUCAGCCAGCUGGCACAGGCCUCUGGUGGGUCGUCCUCGGGCCUGUGCCAAACACAUCCAAGUGCAUUAGGAUCUCUAACUGGAACGAUAGCCCAGCUCCACCAAGAACGGCCUCCUUUUGCCUCCAUGUCUCCACUACAACAGUCUGGUGUCGCCUCUCCCUCUUACACCCCUUCUGGCCUUAGUCCUCCUAGUCAGAGCCCAGUGGCAACAAGAACUUUCCAGUGUGGCCCUCCUGGGGCCUCAGGCUCUCACGGAUCUCUGCUCCUGCCUCAGACCGCCAGCCCACCUCCGCAGAUCCUGCACUCCAAGAGCACGCAGCCUGUGCCGCUGGGACGUCUGAACCAGGACAUCAAGUUGAUUUCUGCUUCCCAGCCAUCUUUGCCCCAAGAGCUGUCUCAGUCACUGAGCCAAAGUUCUCCCCAUUCCUCUAGAGAAUCUGUUUCCAGCUUCUCACCUUUUCCGGGUGGAGGGACUGGACUUCUUGGGAAGCCUUGUAGCUCAAUUCCUGGGCGUGUGACUUUACCACGUCAGAUGUCCUCAGGUUCCUUACCACAUCCACUGGUGUUUGGGGCUGGCGCUGCAGGCGCCGCUUCUCUGACUGCUGGUGGGCGGAAAGAAUCCAUAGUGCUCACGGGAGAUCUGGAACCUGUCAGAUCCAAACUGCCCUCCAAUUUGUGA
This is a messenger RNA of Apaloderma vittatum (bar-tailed trogon), 3099 nucleotides long. RefSeq names its product potassium/sodium hyperpolarization-activated cyclic nucleotide-gated channel 4-like. Gene Ontology annotation, cellular component: membrane. Gene Ontology annotation, molecular function: voltage-gated potassium channel activity. The transcript is spliced from 9 exons. The annotation marks the transcript as partial. Gene Ontology annotation, biological process: potassium ion transport; transmembrane transport. NCBI's taxonomy places the organism in Eukaryota, Metazoa, Chordata, Aves, Trogoniformes, Trogonidae. The record is from RefSeq and is a predicted model, not a curated record.